UUUUUUUUCGCAACACAACACACACAACAUUCCAAAAGAAAGAAUCAAAACCCCCAAAAUGCAACUGUCUUCAUUUCAAACUUUUGCAUCCUAAUAAUAACUACUCCUCUUCUCCUUGAUCUUUCCGUUUCAAUUCAAUAACAAUAAUAAUAAUGUCAGAUCAUUCACCACUAAUCUCUCCAUAAUCUCUUCAAUUUUCACCACAAAUAUAGCUUAAACACACAAUUUAUGAUCUCAAAUGAUCACCGAAACGAGCAUCGAUUUCUUAGUGCCGUCAUGGUGGGAGGUGGAAGUGAGCAUCGCCGCUUCGUGUUUCGUCAUUGCGGCGUACUGGUUCUUCACGUACGACGGUGACAGCGGUGGUGGUGGUGGUUCCGGUGAUCGAUCGGUGUUUGAUAGUUCGGCUAGUGGUGUAGGUGAUGGUAUUGAUGAGAGAGAGAAGAUGGAUCAAUUGAAGGGUGAUCCUCAUGGUGGCUCUGCGUAUAUUAUAAAGGUGGAACUGUUAGCAGCGAAGAAUCUUAUUGGUGCUAAUCUGAAUGGAAUGUCGGAUCCUUAUGCAAUCAUCACUUGUGGUUCAGAAAAGCGGUUUAGCUCAAUGGUUCCUGGUUCAAGAAAUCCGAUGUGGGGAGAGGAAUUCGAUUUUUCUGUUGAUGAACUGCCUGUAAAGAUUAAUGUGUCGAUAUAUGAUUGGGAUAUAAUUUGGAAAAGCGCCGUUCUUGGCUCCGUGACAAUUCCCGUUGAAAGUGAAGGUCAAACCGGUGCACUAUGGUAUCCCUUGAGUAGUUCUCCAGGGCAGGUUUGUCUCCAAAUUAGAACAACUAAUCUCGCCAGAAACACUUCCAGGGGUUUAAAGGGCUACGCUGGUGCUAAUGCUAGAAGACGGAUUUCAACACAUAAACAAGGGCCAAUAGUGGUACAUCAGAAGCCCGGGCCUUUGCAGAUGAUAUUUAAUCUUCUACCGGAUGAGAUUGUUGAACACAGCUAUUCAUGUGCAAUGGAGAGAUCAUUCUUGUAUCACGGUCGUAUGUAUGUUUCAGCUUGGCAUAUAUGCUUCCACUCUAAUGUCUUCUCCAAACAAAUGAAAGUGAUAAUUCCUUUUGGUGAUAUAGAUGAGAUACGAAGGAGCCAACAUGCGGUCAUUAAUCCUGCUGUAACAAUAGUUCUUCGACUGGGUGCUGGUGGACUUGGUGCUCCUCCUUUACGCAGUCAAGAUGGUAGAGUUAGAUACAUGUUUGCUUCAUUUUGGAACAGAAAUCAUGCAAUAAGAACUUUACAACGUGCUGCUAAGAACUACCAUUCAAUGAUUGAAGCUGAGAAGAAGGAUCAACAACACUCAGAAUUACGCGCAAGCAGUAGCUCUCUAAUUUACAAAAAGCCCGUGAAGGUUUUAGAAGAAAGCGUGCCCAAAAAACAAGAACCGUUUGUUCAAGAGGAUGUUCUCACUGGCAUAUACAAUGAUGUUUUUUCAAGUACUGCUGAACAAUUUUUUGACUUGCUGUUGAGUGAUGGUUCCAAUUUCACAAACGAUUACCGUACAUCCCGGAAGGAUACCAAUCUUAAUAUAGGUCAGUGGCAUUCGGCUGAUGAAUACGAUGGUCAAGUGAGAGAAAUUACGUUUAGAUGCCUUUGUAAUAGUCCUAUGUGUCCUCCUGACACAGCUAUGACAGAGUGGCAGCAUUCUCUGCUGUCCGCUGACAAAAAAACUCUGGUAUUUGAGACCGUACAACAGGCGCAUGAUGUUCCAUUUGGAUCAUACUUUGAGGUGCACUGUAGAUGGGUUGUUGUGACUACAUCUGAAUCUUCAUGCACUAUUGAUGUUAAAGUCGGCGUGCAUUUCAAGAAAUGGUGCGUAAUGCAAUCUAAAAUAAAGUCGGGUGCCAUCAGUGAGUAUAAGAAAGAGGUGGAACUCAUGCUAGACGUGGCUCAUUCGUGUAUCAACUCCAACACGGUCAAUGAUGCGACUACACAACCUGUUCCUUCCACAUAAUACAACGCGUAACCUCGUCGUACACAAUGUUUUGAUUUUAAACAUCUAUGUUCUUUCAGACUUUUUUUAUAUAUAGUUUUUUGUUUACAAAAGAGUCCGUUUCCGUCAAGCAAGUAUCGUGUGUUGUUUAAAUGUUGUAUGUAGUUGGCGUUUGUAAUUUUUAUGCGAUUGACAUUCUUUUAUAUGAGUCCUAAUAGCGUGUCGACUCUGUCUAGUGAUUUGUUCCCAUAGGUGUGACGAGUCGUUUACUUAUGGAUAAGCUAAUGCGGGUUAUGUGUUACCUUUUAACACUUGGGAUGGUUUAAAUAACAUAAUUUUGUAAA
Messenger RNA from Helianthus annuus (common sunflower), 2310 nucleotides. RefSeq names its product BAG-associated GRAM protein 1. The transcript is spliced from 18 exons. Bases 239 to 1987 code for a protein of 582 amino acids. The record is from RefSeq and is a predicted model, not a curated record. NCBI's taxonomy places the organism in Eukaryota, Viridiplantae, Streptophyta, Magnoliopsida, Asterales, Asteraceae.